Pyricularia pennisetigena is the source of this 198-nucleotide messenger RNA. RefSeq lists its product as uncharacterized. Gene Ontology annotation, biological process: cytoplasmic translation. The transcript has 4 exons. Gene Ontology annotation, cellular component: cytosolic large ribosomal subunit; ribosome. Bases 1 to 198 code for a protein of 65 amino acids. Gene Ontology annotation, molecular function: structural constituent of ribosome. The record is from RefSeq and is a predicted model, not a curated record. NCBI's taxonomy places the organism in Eukaryota, Fungi, Ascomycota, Sordariomycetes, Magnaporthales, Pyriculariaceae.
AUGGCCAAGUCAAAGAACUCGUCUCAGCACAACCAGUCGCGGAAGGCUCACCGCAACGGUAUUAAGAAGCCCAAGACCUCAAGGUACCCCUCGCUCAAGGGUACCGACCCCAAGUUCCGCCGCAACCACAGGCACGCGCUGCACGGAACAGCCAAGGCUAUUAAGGAGUUCAAGGAGGGCAAGCGAGAGACGGCUUGA